CUUCGUGGAAACGACCAAGACCGAGGAGCAUCUCGUCCAGCUUUGUGGCCCAAGCUCUCGGAAUUCGACAAAAAAAAAGGCUUUCCAAGUUCCCUGUUCCAUCCCCUCCCCUCGGUCUACCCUCUCACAAACUUCAUCUCAUGCACGCAGUCCAAACACCAUCUAAACCUUUUUAAAAAUCUACCCGCAAUGCGGCGAGUCAGCGCCACAAGAAGACCCGAGGACCCCGCCAUAGCAGUACGUGUAAUCUCCAGUUGUACACGUGUAGAUGCCUCGCCUACCGCCCUCCCUCAUCCGCCGCGCUCAUGCCGUCUCACCGCACGUGGCGACCCUCCUCCCGGCAUGCCGCGACAUCUCCUCGGCCGUGACUGAAUUCCGCUGGAUCAGAUCGCACGUUGUCGGCGUCCUAAAGCCGCCGGGUGCCCGGGCUACGGAGGCCCGCAUCGCCCGCCUCUGCGCAAGACGCGGCCGCGGCGUGCCGCUGCAGUACGUCCUCGGCUCCCAACCCUUUGGUGCGCUGGACAUCAAGUGCCGGCCUGGCGUCCUCGCGCCGCGCGCCGAGACGGAGGCGUACGCGUUGCACCUGGCCGAGAUGAUCAGGUCCGGUCGGCUGCCGGGCCUUCGGGACAGAGAGCUCCGCAUCGUGGACUUUUGCACGGGUACCGGGUGCAUUGCGCUUGCACUCUAUGAAGGUCUCGCGCGAUGGGCGGAGAGGCUGAGCAUCACGGGCGUCGAUGUUUCGCCAACUGCGAUUGGGCUCUCACGAGAGAACCUGCGGCAUAACGCUGAUGCCGGCGUGCUGCCGCCACCGACCGAGGCGAAGAGCAUCGUCUUCCAGCUGUCGGACGUAUUUGACGAGGCGGCUAUGGCGGCGCUCCCGCGAUGUGACGUCCUGGUAUCGAACCCGCCGUACAUCUCUCGCAAUGUCUGGACUUACGGCCGCGGCCAGAUGGGUUACUCGGUGCGAAAGUACGAGCCGAAACUCGCGCUGGUGCCGGGUGACACGGCGCCGACGUACGAAGGGUGCGAUCAUGCCGACGUCUUCUACGCCAGGUUGCUGGAGGUUGCAGGCCGGCUGCGGCCGAAGGCUUUGCUGUUCGAGGUGGGAGACCAGGAACAAGCAGCCCGGGUUGCGAGGCUCGUCCGGCGGAACCAUUACACCAGGCAGGCAACCUGCGAGCUGUGGAGGGAUUGGCCGGACAUGACGCCUGAAGAGGACGAAGCUUGCAAGGUAGAUAUAGACUCGGAGAGGCUUGCGGUUAGGGGGAGUGGAAAUGUACGGUCCGUGGUUGUUUUCCAGUGACAUACAAAUAGAGGAUGUAAUGAAACCCGGACGCAACACACCGACGUUGAUAGCGUUCC
Colletotrichum destructivum is the source of this 1362-nucleotide messenger RNA. Its product is annotated as Putative DNA methylase, N-6 adenine-specific, methyltransferase HemK, methyltransferase small. The record is from RefSeq and is a predicted model, not a curated record. Gene Ontology annotation, biological process: protein methylation. The transcript has a single exon. Gene Ontology annotation, molecular function: nucleic acid binding; protein methyltransferase activity. Lineage: Eukaryota; Fungi; Ascomycota; Sordariomycetes; Glomerellales; Glomerellaceae. Bases 269 to 1303 code for a protein of 344 amino acids. Gene Ontology annotation, cellular component: mitochondrion.